This is a messenger RNA of Paraglomus brasilianum, 435 nucleotides long. The record is from the annotation of a GenBank genome assembly. Lineage: Eukaryota; Fungi; Glomeromycota; Glomeromycetes; Paraglomerales; Paraglomeraceae.
AUGUCUGAUUUUAACAGAGAGUUGCCCCCUGCCGUUCCUACCCGCGACUCUACUUUUCCUAAUACUAUUGAUGAUCUUGGCGAUACAGAACGACCCACACAAACCAGAAGAAAGUGGCGAAUCGAAGAGGAUGAGUUACUUCGUACCCUCCAUGCCAAGCAUGGAAAUCGCUGGAAGAUUAUCGCAACUAAAAUUCCAGGGAGAAGUGGUAAAGCGUGUCACGACAGAUGGACAAAUCAUUUACAACCGGGUGUCGACAAAGAUCGUCGCUGGACACCACUGGAACGCAGACAGCUAAGAGAUCUGCAGAAUAGUCUUGGAAACAAUUGGGUAAAAAUCGCUAGACAGCUCGGUCGAACUGCUAUGCAAGUUAAAAACGAGUUUCGUCGUCUUCAAAAUUUAAACAAAAUGUCAAUUAAGUAUAUGAUAGAAUGA